AUGAGGGUCGUGCUAAGUGCCGCGGUGGUUCUCGCCCUGGCCACCCCCGGCCUGCCCGCAGGCUACUUGCCCAAGUGGAAGAAGCAGGCGUGCGCGUUGCCGGGCGCGGCGAGCGAGCACAGCCACUACGUGUGCGACGAGGCGGGCGAGCCGCGCUGCCUGCCCGGCUGGCAGGGCGACCUCUGCGACGUGCCCAUCUGCAAGAAGGGCUGCGACCCGCUGCAAGGGUACUGCAAGCGGCCGGGCGAGUGUCGCUGCAAGCUGGGCUACUACGGCGAGCGCUGCAGCAAGUGCAUCCCGCUGCCGGGCUGCCAGCACGGCUCCUGCAACCAGCCCUUCGAGUGCGUCUGCAAGGAGGGCUGGGACGGACUCUUCUGCUCUGAACCGAUCUGCCGGGCGGAGUGCCACGCGACGCGCGGCUACUGCGAGGCGCCGGGCGAGUGCCGCUGCCGGCUGGGCUGGGCGGGGCCCACGUGCCGCGCGUGCCAGCCGCUGCCGGGCUGCCAGCACGGCGGCUGCGCCAAGCCGCUGGAGUGCCGCUGCGAGCCCGGCUACACGGGGCUGCUGUGCCAGACGCCGCUGUGCGCGCCCGGCUGCCACGCCGAGCGCGGCUCGUGCCGCCGGCCCGGCGAGUGCCGCUGCCGCGUGGGCUGGACCGGCGAGCACUGCGACACCUGCCACGUGUACCCCGGCUGCCGCCACGGCAGCUGCCGCAAGCCCUGGGAGUGCAACUGCGAGCCCGGCUGGGGCGGCAUGCUCUGCGACGAAGAGCUGAACUACUGCGAGAAGAACCCAGACACGUGCCUGAACGGCGGCAAGUGCCAGUCGCUGGAGGCGGGCGACGGGCUCUACCGCUGCGCCUGCCCCGCCGGCGUCAGCGGCCGCCGCUGCGAGCUGCUGCCCGACCACGCCAACACCACCACCACCACCGCCACCGCCAGCCCCGCGCCCACCACCACCACCGCCGCCACCACCGAGCCCAGCAGCGGAGACAACGAGACCGAGUGA
This is a messenger RNA of Pectinophora gossypiella (pink bollworm), 1008 nucleotides long. Its product is annotated as delta-like protein 1. Bases 1 to 1008 code for a protein of 335 amino acids. The record is from RefSeq and is a predicted model, not a curated record. NCBI's taxonomy places the organism in Eukaryota, Metazoa, Arthropoda, Insecta, Lepidoptera, Gelechiidae. Gene Ontology annotation, cellular component: cell surface; extracellular region; membrane. Gene Ontology annotation, biological process: cell communication; anatomical structure development. Gene Ontology annotation, molecular function: calcium ion binding; signaling receptor binding. The transcript has 5 exons.